CAAUAAACUACUAUUCUGAACGGUUCCUGACAAAUCGUUAGUCGCAGCGUGCUCUCACGUUGUGCGAGGCUAUUGUGCGAUACAUCGAUAUGCCAAGCGAACCUCGGAAUGCCGCUACGUAGAAGAAGACGGAAUUUGCGAUAUUCGAGGUUGGAGGGCUCUCCUGAUUCCAGCUACGAGUAGGAGAUCGUCUGUCGCAAGCAGCCUGGCAUCAGGCCAUGGCGACUAUCGACAGUGUAUGCUUUUGCAUUUCACUCGUUGCAGCAGCGUGGCUUGUGCAUCUCUUUCCAAUCUCUACCGCACAUGAUCGGCCUGUACACCUUAUCGUCUUUGGUCUCUUCUCAUGUUCCUUCGCCGUGGUGAGCGCAACCAAAGCACUCCCAACCCUUUUUCAGCCACCGGGCCUUGAGAAACCACAAUAUGAAGCAGUCCCACUGGAAGAUCUUGGGCAUGCGCUUGAAAGAUUGGAACCUACAAAGCCCAGUACUAGACAAGAUGGAAAGGUUCGCAUCUCAGUGUUGGCUGCAGCGGUAGUCGCACUGUCACUGCGCAUUGAACUAUACCGCCGAAUAGGGAAAGCGACAGAAUGCACUAUGGACAACGUCGAGGUGUUCCUGCCCUUUCUCCUCGCUUGCUAUGAUGCGGCUAGAUCACAGCGGCCGUUGGCCCUAGAACAAGAUGAUCGUCCGGACAGCAGCAUCUAUGAUGGAAUACGUAUGGCCCUUAAACGCUUCAUCCUUAGGCCUCGCACUCGGUAUUUACUUCCGAUAUUGCUCGUGUCUUAUGGGGCGUAUCUGGCGCAAGGGCUCUGGAGCUCUUCGAAUUCAACCUACAUAUGCCCGAUCGUGACCGGUGAACCUAGGACUGUACCAGCGAUGCAAGUCAUAGCUCUAUUUCUAGACCUGUGCCUUGUGCUCCUGGUCUACGAAAGCUCGCCCAAGAGCAAUGGUCGUGGUCUUUCAGGACGGCGAUAUGCAGUCCUUUGGAGUUCCGCCAUUUUUGCGACGGCCGUGAUCUGGUCGGUCGUGGCUUCGAUCGUGUAUGUAUUCAAGCCAGAGUACAGGAACUGGCUCCUCUUGCUUCGGCCGGGCGUUGAGUUCAGUACAUUUGUGGCAAUGUUCGGGCAUAUUUUGCUCUUCUGUCUUUUCUGCAUCAGCACUUUGCAUAGUAUCAUGACUCACGGCGCCUUGGACAUGUCGCUCUAUUUGACGGCUCUAAUGACAAUGAUACCAGGAUUCGAGUUUAUCUGGUCUCACAGAAAUCCCUUCCCUCCAACCCCCCUAUCUACAACCACCUUUUCCUUUCUUUUCGUUUUUUGGGGCUGGUUAGCAUAUCGACACAGCCAGCAAGCAGUGGGCGAUAGGACUCCACUGUCAGCAUCUCGACAGACGUUACUGUUCCUUCUUUUGUGCAUCCUUAUCUUCCCAGCUUUACGGAAGAAUAGCUACGUACACUAUCAUCCGAUAGAUAUGCUGAUCUACGAUGCGAAAAUCCACCACGAUAAUUACCUGCAAUCUGUGGGAAGUACCUCUUCACUUUCUGAUACCGUCGCUCGGUACAAGCAGAGAUACAACCGCAAUCCUCCUCCCGGGUUUGACGUUUGGUUUGAAUACGCAAGGAACAAAUCUAUCCUCAUCGUGGAUGAGUUUGAUCAGAUAUACGAAGACCUCUUGCCAUUCCGCACCAUAUCACCAGCCUCGCUACGAAAACAAACCUGGGAGAUGGUUUCCAACCCCUGGAACGAAAUAUCUGGCAUCACCAUCCGCAAUGGUAACGCAGCUGUACAAGAGAAUGUUAUACCCACGCAUCGCUGGAUGCUUGAAGGUGUUGCCGCCCUCAUCAAUAGCUUUGCUCGCCAUCUACCAGAUAUGGAUCUUGCCUUCAACAUCAACGACGAGUCAAGAGUGGCCGUACCGUACAGUGACAUCAAUCACCUGAGAGACCAGGCCCGGGCUGAAGAUAAAAGCGGCGGCGCAGGUUUUUCCCCAGAUCGCGCAUCUGGCUGGUUGCCAAUCCCCGAAAAUGUUCUCACCGAUACCGUUUUCAGAGACAUGUCUUUCCGAAACACAUUCCGCGCGUUCGGCUCGGUGGGGUGUCCUCCAUCGUCUACUGCCCGACAAAGUCAACACAUCUACUCUCAAGCACAUGUCUGCGGACCUUGCGUCGCUAAGCAUUCGCUAGGCCAGUUCGUAAGCAACUGGUCGGAAGCAGCUGAUAUCUGCCACCAACCUGAUAUGGCGUAUUUGCAUGGCUUUUACCUCUCUCCGGCAGCGUUCAAGUCAAGCUACCAGCUCAUGCCAGUGUUCUCGCAAUCCAAGCCCCACGGGUACAAUGACAUUUUAUAUCCCAGCGCCUGGAACUACAUGGACAAGGUGCGUUACGAACCAUCCGACUCAAAAGGUGUUCCAGGAGAGGAGGGCUAUACCCCGGGGAACCCAGACCCUCCGUUCGACCAGAAGGUGAAUGUUUUAUUCUGGCGAGGCGCGACCUCUGAGGGCGUGUCGGGUGGUGACCACUCCUGGCGAGGUAUGACAAGACAAAGGCUUGUGCAUAUGACUAACAACCUCACAACGUCUUCCCAUGACCGGUUCGCCGUUCUAUUGCCUAAUCCGGCCAACUACAAAAAGUACAAAUACCAGAUUCUUGAUGGCCCUGCCGCAAAAGAGCUGGGGUUGGAGACUGAUAUUGCCAUUGUCGAUCGUAUCGCGCGUUGCGGCGGAGUUGGCCUGCAUGACUGUACUGACCAGGAGGCCGAGUUUGGACUGGUCGGCCCAAGCGAUUUUCAGGAGCACUGGCGAUAUAAGUUUUUGUUUGACCUCGACGGGGCAGGUUUCUCUGGACGAUUCUUGCCCUUUCUACAGUCGAGAAGUUUGCCCUUCAAGACGGCACUGUUCAGAGAGUGGUACGACAGUCGGUUGACAGCAUGGCUCCAUUUCGUGCCACAGGAUAUCAGACUGCAUGGGGUUUGGAGCACGUUGGCAUACUUUGCAGGUGUCAAUGGGACCAUGUUUGGUCAGCAGAUCAGGUGGAAAGGGCACGAUAAAGAGGCCGAAUUGAUUGCAGAAGGGGGCAGGAAAUGGGCGUCAGAGGUGCUCAGAAAGGAAGAUAUGGAGGUCUAUUUCUUCAGGCUCUUGCUUGAAUGGGGACGCUUGACCGAUGAUAAGAGAGAUGAACUUGGGUUUGUGCUUGAGUGAUUGAUCGUGCAAGCAUUUGACCUCUUACAUGUUUCGACACGCUCUUGUAAUAUAGCCUUGAGAUGUCAUGUAAAUCAUCG
Messenger RNA from Exophiala oligosperma, 3274 nucleotides. RefSeq lists its product as uncharacterized. The transcript has 4 exons. The coding region runs from base 219 to 3194 and encodes 991 amino acids. NCBI's taxonomy places the organism in Eukaryota, Fungi, Ascomycota, Eurotiomycetes, Chaetothyriales, Herpotrichiellaceae. The record is from RefSeq and is a predicted model, not a curated record.